Molecule: messenger RNA, 2650 nt
Organism: Phlebotomus argentipes
Lineage: Eukaryota; Metazoa; Arthropoda; Insecta; Diptera; Psychodidae
Product: protein enabled-like
Exons: 7
Coding region: 628-2478 (616 amino acids)
Molecular function (GO): SH3 domain binding
Source: RefSeq, a predicted model, not a curated record
GGUGCCUAAAAGCGUGAAAAUGUGCUCAAGAGCGAGCCUACAAUUGUGUUGUGGUUCAUGUGAAGAUUUAGUGGACAUUUCCUGACUCUAAUCUGUGAUGAAGUUGCAGUGAAAUUUCAUUUGAUUUUCUUUGAUCGAAAGGUCGUUCGUGUGUCUGAAUGUUGGGUUUCGUGGAAAGUUGCACAGAAGAAGGUCUUUUUGAUGACGAUUUAUGGUUUAUGCAAAUAAUAUUUGUUAAUAAAUUUGUUGAUGAAUUGGAAUUUCUAUUGUUGACCACUAGAGAGCGCAAGCAAUCAUCUCUCGUGUGUUUUUGGAGGAGGAAAUAGCUGAGAAAAUGCUUGUGAAGCGAUAAAAAUACAGUGUGCAUUACAUUUUUUUUCUACUCCUUCAUCUUUGACACUCACGAAAACAUUUAUCGUAACCACACAACUGACAAGAGAGUUUUGUACGCACGCUUGUGCAGUGAUUUUAUACCCAAGGUUGCAAUGUUUUUCUGUUUUUCGCCAAUAUAACUCAAUAAAGUGAUUUGAAGCGUGUGGAAUGAUGAUUGGUGUGCAGUGUUGAAUUGAUAGCAGAAAAAAAGAAAGAAAGAAAUAAUAGAAUUGACGCGGUGGAAGGAAAGAAGCGAUGUCAGUGCGCAGAACUUGCUUUAGUGGACGUCUCAUGUCCGAACAUUAUUACUUCACAAUUCCAGAACUGGAACAGAUGGAAGGCAUGGUCAGUGAUGUGAAGAUGAACAGAACGGUGUCACAUGAAGCGGAAGCGUCCACAGACAUGACAACAUUUGAUGAUCAUGCGGAAGAGAAGCGUCGAUGGCAAGAAUAUUGGAGCUGUGAACAGAGCAUAAUUGGGGCCAGGGCGUCGGUGAUGGUGUACGAUGACAUGAACAAGAAGUGGGUGCCGUCGGGCAGUUCGUCGGGACUGAGCAAGGUGCAGAUCUACCAUCAUCAGCAGAACAACACAUUUCGCGUGGUUGGGCGCAAGCUGCAGGAUCACGAGGUGGUGAUCAACUGUUCGAUACUCAAGGGGCUGAAAUACAAUCAGGCCACGACAACAUUUCACCAGUGGCGCGACUCGAAGUUCGUUUAUGGGCUCAAUUUUUCCAGUCAACAGGACGCCGAGGCGUUCGCCCGAGCCAUGAUGCACGCCCUUGAGGUGCUGAGCGGUCGCGUGAUUCCCACAACGGCCCCACCCCAGCAGGUGGUGAACAACAACAGCACGGCGUACGAGGAGGAUAUGGGCUACAGGACAAUGACACGCGAAGACGCUGCCAUCAUACAGCAACAGCAGCAGGUUGUAGGACAGCAGCAAGGCAUCGCGCCGUCGCCACAGACGCCAACAACACAAAUUCCACAGAGUCCGCCGACACCUCAGGGACACCAUCGCACCAGCAGUGCUCCGCCGGCGCCGCAGCCGCCGCCGAUGGCCCUGGCGCCGCAGGGCUACGGCCAGCAAGUGGUGCAGCAGCCCGGCGGCCCGGCGUACCAGCAGAUGCCGGGCGGCUACGGCGGCCAGCCGGUGCAGAGCCAGCAGUUCAGUCAGCAGCCCAUCUACGUGUCGUCGAGUGGCCAGCAGAUGGCGCACCAUCUGCAGCAGCAGCACAACCAAAACGGACCAAUCUACGUGUCAUCGCAGGGCGUGCCGGCGGGCCUGCCCAGCUCGGCCAGCACCACGAACGUGUACGCGCAGCAGCAGCCGCCGCCGAUGGGCUACGGCCAGAGCAACGGCCAGACGGCGGCGCCCGCACAAGUGCCAAUUCCGCCGCAGAUGCCGCCGCAGGCGCCCCCGAUGCCGCCCUCGUUCGGCGGCGGCGCCCCACAGCCUCCGGCGGCCCCACCGGCCCCCGGGCCACCGCCGCCACCUCCGCCGCCGACCAUGAAGAGCGACGGCCCGGCGGGCGGCAUGGACAUGAGCACGCUGGCGGCGCAGCUGCAGAACGCGCGGCUGCGGCGCAACCAGAAGACCACCCCGCCGCCGGCGGAGAACAGCGGCAGCAGCACGAGCAGCGGCAGCAGCGGCAACUACGGCACCAUCGGCCGCACCACCACCGGCAUGGCGUCCAUGAUGGACGAGAUGGCCAAGACGCUGGCCAGGCGAAGAGCUCAGGCGGAGCGGAAAGAGCCGGACUCUGACGACCUGAAUUCGUCAAAGCGACCGUGGGAGAAGUCAAAUACGCUGCCGCACAAGUUGGGCAGUGCCGCCGCGGCGGGGAACUCGUCGUCGCCGGGCGGCGGCGGCGGCGGAGGUGGAAAUUCAACGGGUGGCGGACCGGAGUCGCCGCGACCACAACGAAAGCGAUUCGGUAGCGCUUCAGAAGAGACAAUCCUAAAGCAAGUGAACGGCGAUGGACUCUCACUUCCUCUCACGGCGGAACUCGAUAACAUUAAGGCUGAAAUUCUACGCGAAAUGAGAAUUGAAAUAAGUAAGGCGAAACAAGAGAUUAUAGAAGUAAUUAAAUCGGAAUUCAACCGGAGGUAAAAAAAGAAAAAAAAAUUCUGUGCUGAAUUUUUGGGGAGGAACAAAGGGAUGAUGAUGAAGAAGAAGAAGAAGGUAUGUCACAAUAACAAUUUACUGCUCCUCCUCAUGCAACUAUUGUGUAUUAUUAUUGAUGUAAUUUAUGAUGUAAUUUUAGGGGGAAGAGAGAGAGAGA